AUGGCAAACAACAGCGCACCCGACACGCCCGGCGAGGGACGCAAACGGGCUCCUACCAUCACCAUCGACACGUCUGCUGUCAAUCCCAACGACACCAACAUGACUGACGCGGUACCCAUGGGCCAGAUCCAAGACAACCGAUCAUCUACACCUAAUACCGAUCAUAAUGUGUCUCCCACGCAGUCGCGGCAGUCUCCCCAGGAGCUGCGCAAUGCGAACUCCUUUGAGAGCAAUGCCAGUAGGCCGACUUCGCCUCACAACGUGUCUUCGCCAGCGCAGGGCUGGAACGGCACCAACUUCCUCGCAGUUCCUGGCGCAAGGUCACGGGGCAACUCUAUGGACUCGAGCACCGAUGUGGGCGAUUCCAACUCUAGCGGAGCGACCUACGUGACGUUGAACCAGAACGACAUCCCUCAAGGAGAGAUGGGCCCGACCGAGGUCCUAGAUGCCAAAGACGCGUUGAAGCCCGACCCAGGCACCGAAUCUGAAUUUGAGGUCGAGAACAACAAAUUCGCGUUCUCUCCGGGACAACUUGGAAAGCUAUACAACCCCAAGAGCUUAGGAGCCUUCUACGCACUUGGCGGACUAGAUGGCAUAGAAAAAGGUCUUCGGACUGAUAGAAAAUCUGGUUUGAGUGCUGACGAACAGACACUUGACGGUGCCGUCUCUUUUGAAGAAGCGACUGUUCAAAGCCACAACCAGAACGCAAAGUCUGCUCCCGAGCAAGGGAUCGCUCAUACCGAUUCUGUGCCCGAGGCUGGCGAGAAGGCCUUUGUGGACCGAAAGCGCGUUUUUAGCGAUAAUCGCCUUCCUGUCCGCAAGCCAAAGAAUAUCUUCCAACUCGCUUGGAUAGCUUAUAACGAUAAGGUUCUGCUUCUUUUGACUGCAGCGGCCGUCAUCUCCCUUGCACUCGGACUGUAUCAGACGUUUGGUGUGAAGCAUGAGCCGGGUGAGCCCAAGGUGGAAUGGAUUGAGGGUGUUGCUAUUAUCGUGGCCAUUGCUAUCGUUGUGGUGGUUGGUGCCGCAAACGACUGGCAAAAGGAGCGUCAAUUUGUCAAACUUAACCGCAAGAAAGACGAUCGUACCAUCAAGGUUUACCGUUCCGGCAGACUUCGCGAAAUCUCCGUCUACGAUAUCUUUGUCGGCGAUGUUGUCAAUCUGGAAGCUGGUGACAUGAUUCCCGUUGACGGUAUUCUGAUUUCUGGUCACGGUAUCAAAUGCGACGAGUCCUCGGCCACUGGUGAAUCCGACCUUCUGAAGAAGACUGCCGGAGACGAAGCGUUCCGCGCCAUAGAAAGGCACGACAACUUGAAGAAGAUCGACCCGUUCAUCCUCUCAGGUGCGAAGGUUUCGGAAGGUGUUGGUACAUUCCUCGUCACAGCGACCGGCGUUCACUCCAGCUACGGAAAGACUAUGAUGUCCUUGCGCGAAGACAGUGAAGUGACUCCACUUCAGUCUAAGCUCAACGUUCUGGCGACCUACAUUGCGAAACUUGGUGGAGCCGCUGCUCUCUUGCUCUUUGUUGUACUCUUCAUUGAGUUUCUCGUCCGCCUCAAGAGCAGCAACACGACUCCUGCCGAGAAGGGUCAGAACUUUCUCGACAUUCUCAUUGUUGCCAUCACUGUUGUCGUUGUUGCUGUACCCGAGGGUCUUCCUCUGGCGGUCACCCUCGCUCUCGCCUUUGCCACCACUCGCAUGCUCAAGGACAACAACCUGGUUCGUCUUCUGCGAAGUUGUGAAACCAUGGGUAACGCUACGACCAUUUGUUCCGACAAGACUGGUACCCUUACCCAAAACAAGAUGACUGUAGUUGCUGGUUCGCUUGGCACAGCUCUGCGAUUUGGCGACCACAAGCUCAAGACCUCGGAGACAUCAGAAUCGAUGGAUGACGGAUCCAAAGGCAGAACGAUCGAGUCCCCGGUGGAAAACGCAAAUGACGUGUCGGCCUCCGAAUUUGUCAAUACCAUUACCAAGGAUGUCAAGGAUCUCCUGCUGCAGUCGAUCAUUCAGAACACUACGGCUUUCGAAGGUGAGGAGGGUGGGCCUGAUCCAUUCAUCGGCUCGAAGACUGAAACCGCUCUCCUUGGUUUUGCGCGUGAAUACCUGGGCAUGGGCCACGUUGCUCAGGAGCGGUCCAACGCCACUAUCGUCCAGGUGAUUCCCUUCGAUUCGGCCAUCAAAUGCUCUGGUGCGGUUGCAAAGCUCAACGACGGACGCUACCGCAUGUACGUCAAGGGUGCUUCUGAGAUUCUUCUUGGCAAGUGCGACCAGAUUCUCACCAACGCGUCCAAGGAGCUCAUUGCUGCGCCCAUGACCGGAGACAACCGUGAAACUUUGGAACAUGUUAUUACAGCCUAUGCCUCUCGCUCAUUGCGAACAAUCGGUCUCGUCUACCGCGAUUUUGAAAGCUGGCCACCCAGGGAGUCUCGCAGGAACGAGGAUGACUCCAGCUUGGCUGUCUUCGAGGAUGUCUUCACGAAGAUGACCUUCCUCGCUGUUGUUGGUAUCCAGGAUCCACUUCGUCCCAGCGUUCGUGAAGCUGUCAAGGAUUGCCAGCACGCUGGUGUCUAUGUCCGCAUGGUUACCGGUGACAACGUUCUCACUGCUAAGGCUAUUGCUGAAGACUGUGGUAUUCUCGUCCCCGGAGGAGUCGUCAUGGAAGGCCCUACUUUCCGCAAGCUCUCGAAACGUGAUAUGGACGCCGUCAUCCCCAAGCUCUGUGUGCUCGCCCGUUCUAGCCCUGAGGACAAGCGCAGGCUCGUCAAGCGCCUCAAGGAAUUAGGUGAGACAGUGGCUGUUACUGGUGACGGUACCAACGAUGCACCGGCGCUGAAGACUGCUGAUGUUGGUUUCUCUAUGGGUAUUGCUGGUACAGAGGUUGCCAAAGAGGCUUCGGCUAUUAUCUUGAUGGACGACAACUUCGCCUCCAUUGUCAAGGCUUUGCUUUGGGGACGUGCCGUGAACGAUGCUGUCAAGAAGUUUUUGCAGUUCCAGAUCACCGUCAACAUCACCGCUGUCAUGCUCACUUUUGUAUCCGCCGUCGCCAGUCCCGAUCAGACCUCUGUUCUUACCGCUGUUCAGCUUUUAUGGGUCAACCUCAUCAUGGACACCUUCGCCGCGCUUGCGCUUGCUACCGACCCGCCUACUCGGAGUCUCCUGGAUCGCAAACCGGAUCCCAAGUCUGCUCCCCUCAUCACAUUGAGGAUGUGGAAGAUGAUUAUCGGCCAGGCUAUCUACCAGCUGACUGUUACGUUCAUUCUUUACUUCGGCGGCAAGUCUAUCCUCUCUUACGACAGCGAUCGCGAGGCGGAGCAGCUGCCCGCGCUCGUGUUCAACACAUUCGUCUGGAUGCAGAUCUUCAACGCUCUCAACAACCGUCGUCUCGACAACCGCUUCAACGUCUUCGAAGGCAUCACACACAACUGGUUCUUUAUCUUGAUCUUGCUCAUUAUGAUUGGUGGACAGACCAUGAUCAUUUUCGUUGGUGGUGUUGCUUUCAAGGUCACCAGGCUCAACGGUGCCCAGUGGGGUUACUCCAUAGUACUGGGUUUCCUGUCCCUUCCCGUCGGUAUGAUAGUCCGCCUAGUCCCCGAUGAACUUGUUCGCAAGUGCAUCCCCAACUUCUUCAGACGCAAGAACACACCCGAGGUCGUUAUUUCCGAUGAGGACUACCAGUGGAGCCAGGGCCUGCUCGAAAUCCGUGACGAGCUUGCUUUCAUCAAGAAGGUCCGUGGCGGACGUCUCAGCAACCUCAAAUUCAAGAUGCAGCAUCCCAAGGAGGCUUUCACCAAGUCGCGCUCUAGCCAAUCGCUACCUGGCACUCCUAACAACGGCCCUUCGAACGACCACGAUGGUUCUCCCGCACCACCCACCCCCAACAGCCGUCGUCGUGGCAGGUCAAGGUCCAACUCCGCUUUCGGUCCCGCCACCGUCAUGGCUGGUAUCGUUGCUGGUAGCAUUGCUGGUUGGUCACCCAUCGACCGCAACGGCGGAGACAACGACUCGAUCCGCUUCAGCCGCAACGCGCGGAAGGAGGACUUGGAGGCACAAGACGGUAUCGAGGUCCAUCCCGACACCAAGUCUACCGAACCCAUCCUCGCCCCAGACCCAAGCGAGUACCGCGGCCCACCAAGUCAGAACACGGAGACCACGCCUGAAUUCACCGUGGGCCCCUUUGCCAGCCACAAGGAGACGCAAGCAGACCAGCCAAGCAAGACCACAGGGCCUGGUGCAUGA
Molecule: messenger RNA, 4236 nt
Organism: Parastagonospora nodorum SN15
Lineage: Eukaryota; Fungi; Ascomycota; Dothideomycetes; Pleosporales; Phaeosphaeriaceae
Exons: 1
Coding region: 1-4236 (1411 amino acids)
Biological process (GO): intracellular calcium ion homeostasis; calcium ion transmembrane transport
Cellular component (GO): membrane; intracellular membrane-bounded organelle
Molecular function (GO): ATP binding; P-type calcium transporter activity; ATP hydrolysis activity
Source: RefSeq, a predicted model, not a curated record